This is a messenger RNA of Entrophospora sp. SA101, 231 nucleotides long. NCBI's taxonomy places the organism in Eukaryota, Fungi, Glomeromycota, Glomeromycetes, Entrophosporales, Entrophosporaceae. The record is from the annotation of a GenBank genome assembly.
AUGGUAAAUGAAAUAGUUCCACAACAGAUAGACGCGUCAUCACCUGCCAAUGAUGUAUGGACGCUUGUUUCACCAUUUAGUUCAUCAAAUGAACAUUUUGUAAAAAAUAUUAAAAGCAAUAUUGAUCAAUUUGAAAAAGACAGAAGAAAGUUUCUUGAUUUAAACACUAAAAAUUUUGAUAUCAUAAGUAAUAAUGAAUUGGCAGAUGAUGAAAAUGAAAAAGAUGGUUAG